Messenger RNA from Lolium perenne, 1191 nucleotides. RefSeq lists its product as uncharacterized. NCBI's taxonomy places the organism in Eukaryota, Viridiplantae, Streptophyta, Magnoliopsida, Poales, Poaceae. The record is from RefSeq and is a predicted model, not a curated record.
GAAAGGGGAAGAAGAGCAAGUGUGUGUCGGCAAUGGCGGACAAGCCGAGCCGCGCGCUGGUGCUCUACGCCGCCGGCCACGCGGCGCUGCUCCCUCGGGCGGCGGCGGCGGCGGGGAAGAGCCACCUCGACGCCUUCGCCGCCCGCGCCUCCUGCGGCUUCCUCUCCCUCCGCACCCCCGCCACCACCACCGUCAACGAUGCAGGAGAUAAGAGCAGCGACACGAUCCUCGAGCUGGCGCAGCUGCUCGACGUGUACGACGGCCUCUACCCCGCCCCGGUGGAUCCGCAGGACCUACUACUUCCAAAGCUAUCCGAGAGGUUUAUGGGGAUGAGAGCUGCGAUGGUCACCAACUGCCCCGCCGUCAACUCCUUCGCGGCGAGCCUCGGCUUCCAUGUCUUCGGGGCCGAAGACUUCGCCGCGCAGUCCGGUUCAGACAGCGGCGGCUCCAAGGACACCAGAGUAAUCAGCCGGGCGUUAGGUCUGCUCGGAUUCUCUGACGGGGGUGUGCAGGAUUCCUGCGAAUUCGAUCUGGUGUUUGUGCACGUCGCGACGGAGAGCACCGCCGGCAAGCUGGGGAAACUGGGGAUGAGGACGGAUCUCAACCGGCUCGACAAGUUGGUGGCCGCGGUCAUGGAAGCUGCGCCGGCCGGUUCGCCUGUCGCCGCGCGGGUUCAUGUGUCCGUGGUCCUGAGCUAUGGGUCUGCUACUGAGAACAAGGAAGAGUCGUGCCUCAUCGUGAACAUGUCGAGCGAAACUGAUUCUGACUUGAGGUUGCUUCGGCCGCGCCAGAGCUACACUAUGAAGGCAGGGAACACGUUGGAUGAUGUCAGGAAUCAUCAUCCAAUGCUACUGGCGCAGUGGCAGGAAGGAGUAACUCGUUCUGAUUUGGCCAAAGAGUUCUCCUUUGAGGAAUUUAUAAAGCACGCCGGAAACUUUGCUAUGCUUGCAGAGCGCUUUCUGCACGAAGUUGCAUUUAAGCUCUGGAAAGCACCAAAAUAUGGAGCUUAGUUCUGUCUGAGGAGGUUCUCUCUUAAUAAGGAUGCUAGAUGAGUACUUUUUUCAAACGGGUAUUGCGCAAGCGCAGAUAUUGCAAAUAAAUGAGCUUUGUAAUCUCCUAAGGUCCUCAUAUGGUACUAUACAUGUUACAUGCCGCAAUAUACCAAGGACUCAUAGGCGUCAUUUCUAGUUA